This is a messenger RNA of Dipodomys spectabilis (banner-tailed kangaroo rat), 915 nucleotides long. RefSeq names its product olfactory receptor 4K14-like. The record is from RefSeq and is a predicted model, not a curated record. The coding region runs from base 1 to 915 and encodes 304 amino acids. Lineage: Eukaryota; Metazoa; Chordata; Mammalia; Rodentia; Heteromyidae. Gene Ontology annotation, biological process: G protein-coupled receptor signaling pathway. Gene Ontology annotation, cellular component: membrane. The transcript has a single exon. Gene Ontology annotation, molecular function: olfactory receptor activity; G protein-coupled receptor activity.
AUGGACACAGAAAAUCAAUCUGUAGUGCAUGAAUUUAUACUUCUAGGACUUGGGAACUCAUCAAAUAUGCAGGUUCUAUUCUUCAUUAUAUUUUUACUCCUUUACUUAAUCACUGUCUGUGGAAAUAUUAUCAUCAUGAUCUUAGUCAUCACAGACACUCGUCUUCAUUCCCCUAUGUAUUUCUUUUUGGCCAAUCUGUCUUUUGUUGAUAUGUGGAUUUCCUCAAAUGCCACUCCUAAAAUGAUUGGAGAUAUUCUUAAGAAGAAAAAGACCAUUUCUUUUGGAGGCUGUAUGUACCAAAUCUUCUUUGCACAUUUCAUUGCAGCGCUUGAAAUGGUGAUACUUGUAAUAAUGGCAUAUGACCGCUAUGUGGCCAUUUGUAAACCACUUCACUACUCAAUCAUAAUGAGCUUGCAAAGGUGCAUUGGAUUGGUGGUGACAGCUUGGACUGUGGGCUUUGUGCAUGCCAUAAGUCAAAUGAUGGUGGUUGUGCGGCUGCCUUUCUGUGGGCCAAAAAUAAUAGACAGCUUCUUUUGCGAUAGACCGCUGGUCAUCAACCUUGCCUGCAUGGAUUCAUAUAAGAUAAAGAUUUUAAUGAACAUUGACUGUGGUGUUGUGGCUGUAACAUGCUUUAUUCUGUUGCUGAUCUCCUAUACAUAUAUUCUCAUCACUGUCCACCAAAGCUCUAAAACUGGAGCAUCUAAGGCACUGUCUACUUGCACUGCCCACAUCACAGUGAUGGUUCUCUUCUUUGGGCCCUGCCUCUUCAUUUAUGUGUGGCCACUCAACAUCAUCUGGAUGGACAAAUUUCUUGCUGUGUUUUACUCUAUAAUUACACCUCUCCUAAAUCCAGCCAUUUAUACACUGAGAAAUAAAGAAAUGAGAAAUGCUAUUAAGAGGCUCAUAAGCCAGUAG